This is a messenger RNA of Racocetra persica, 637 nucleotides long. The record is from the annotation of a GenBank genome assembly. Lineage: Eukaryota; Fungi; Glomeromycota; Glomeromycetes; Diversisporales; Gigasporaceae.
UACACAAAUGCUAGACAUCCUAAUGGUGCAUGGGUAAAGAUGACCAGUUUGAUAAAGGAUUACCCGACAGUUAAAUGUAAUGAUGGUAAAGAGUAUUUACGAAUUAGAUUCACAGAUCAUAGUAAGCGAAGAUCCGUUAUCCAAGCCAUUCACCAAGAUAAAUUCAAGUCAUAUAUGAUCUGUGAAGACUCACUUAGUGGUAAAUAUAGACAAUUUAUCGCUCGUAGUCAAAUAUACAUGAAUAGGAAAGAAGACUAUUUCCAUGUUUCAGGUUUCUUUAUACUUAAGGACGAAAUGCAUUACGUGUAUUUGAUCUGGAAACGACAUUUCAAUUAUGAAUUUAAAAAAAAAGAUAUGGUUGGACGUGGUAGUACCCCAUUUGACCGUGCAUACAUAAACGUUAGUGUUUUUACCCAAGGUAAUGAUCCCGUGCCACUGGGAGUGAUUUGCCUACUCGACACCGAAACUAAUACACCACUUCGAUAUGAAUCGGAAGAGAAAAUCAAGGAAAGAAUAUGGAAGAUGGUGAACGACAUAACAAAGUUUCAAAAAGUUGACCCUGAGACUAUAAAGACCAUGGUAAAUUUUUCUGAAAAAAAAUAUGAGGAAAUGGUCAAAGAUGAACAUGAGGCAAUUC